Olea europaea var. sylvestris is the source of this 1647-nucleotide messenger RNA. Its product is annotated as amino acid permease 6-like. NCBI's taxonomy places the organism in Eukaryota, Viridiplantae, Streptophyta, Magnoliopsida, Lamiales, Oleaceae. The record is from RefSeq and is a predicted model, not a curated record. Gene Ontology annotation, cellular component: plasma membrane. The transcript is spliced from 7 exons. Bases 55 to 1497 code for a protein of 480 amino acids.
ACUAUAUAUACUCACCACACAAAUACAAAGACACAGAGACAGAGAGAGAGAGAGAUGACAGAGUUGGAAAAGAAGAGCAUGUACGUAGAACAAACCCCAGAAACAUUGGAGAUUGACCCUAACAAGAAUUUCGACGAUGAUGGCCGAGUCAAACGAACUGGUACUUUGGUGACUGCAAGUGCACAUAUCAUAACUGCAGUGAUCGGGUCGGGCGUGCUCUCACUGGCUUGGGCCAUAUCUCAGUUGGGAUGGGUGGCUGGUCCGGCAGUUCUUGUGGCUUUUUCUUUCAUAACCUACUUCACCUCCACCCUACUAGCCGACAGUUAUCGCUCUCCUGGACCCGUCCAUGGCAACCGAAACUACACUUACAUGGACGUUGUUAGGUCUCAUUUAGGAGGUGGGAAAGUUCAGCUUUGUGGAUUAGCCCAGUAUGGUAAUCUCAUUGGGGUUACAAUUGGAUACACAAUAACUGCAUCCAUUAGUAUGGUGGCGGUCGAGAGGUCAAAUUGUUACCACAAACAUGGCCAUCAUGUCACAUGUUCGAUAUCAAACUAUCCGUAUAUGAUAAUAUUUGCUGUAAUUCAGAUAAUUCUUAGCCAAAUACCAAACUUCCAUGAGCUGUCAUGGCUGUCUAUUGUAGCAGCAGUCAUGUCUUUCGCCUACUCUUCCAUCGGCCUCGGCCUCUCCAUUGCAAAGGUUGCAGGUGGUGGGCGUGUUCGGACAAGCCUAACGGGAGUAACAGUCGGAGUGGACGUGUCCGGUUCGGAGAAGGUCUGGAAAAGCUUCCAAGCCAUUGGAGAUAUUGCCUUUGCAUAUGCCUAUUCUACAGUACUUAUUGAGAUCCAGGACACUUUGAAGUCCCCGCCCCCAGAGAACAAGGUAAUGAAAAAGGCCUCAUUAAUAGGAGUAUCGACCACGACCAUGUUCUACAUUCUAUGUGGUUGCGUAGGGUAUGCUGCAUUUGGGAAUAAAGCUCCCGGAAAUUUCCUCACUGGAUUCGGAUUUUACGAACCCUUCUGGUUGAUCGACUUCGCCAAUGUCUGCAUCGCCAUCCACUUAAUUGGUGCUUACCAGGUCUUUGCCCAGCCUAUAUUUGGUUACGUUGAGAAACGUUGCAGCCAGAAAUGGCCAGAAAACAAAUUCAUCGGGACCGAGCAUGCCAUUGACGUUCCACUAUGCGGCUCUUGGUACAUUAACUUGUUCAGACUGUUAUGGAGAACAGUUUAUGUCAUAGUGACAGCCGUGAUAGCCAUGAUAUUUCCGUUCUUCAACGAUUUCUUGGGUCUGAUUGGAGCAGCCUCAUUUUACCCACUAACAGUGUAUUUUCCCAUAGAGAUGCACAUUGCACAGGCCAAAAUACCCAAGUAUUCCUUCACAUGGAUAUGGCUUAAAAUACUGAGUUGGGCUUGUCUGAUUGUGUCACUUGUUGCUGCUGCUGGAUCCAUACAAGGGCUUGCCCACGACGUCAAGAAGUACAAGCCCUUCGAAACUCAGUAAGAUUUAGUUAGUACUAGACAUAAUGUAAAGUUUUGAAUAAGAAUUUAUGAACUUGUCCGGAUGUAUUUUAUAUAUUUGGGGAACAUCAAAGACGGACUCAUUACGGCAGUAAGAAACUGGAAAUAAACCUACCUUGUUGCUAAUGCAAAA